AUGGGUACCCAAAAGCCUAUACAAUUGGAGCCUUUGACUGAUUGUCCUUUAGUUAUCACUCCAUCAAAGCUUCAAGUAUCUUUACCAAAAAAUAAGAUAAAAGAUAUUUUUUAUCAUCCAAAAAAUGAUAAAUAUUAUCUUAAUUAUGAAAAUGGUUCUAUAUAUGAAUUAAAUUCUGAUUUAUCAACUAUACCAGUGUGUUUAUGUGAAUUUAAAAAUAAAAAUAUUUUUUUAUCAAUUAAUGGUGAUGAUGAGUCAGUGUUUAUAACAGAUAGUACAAAUAUCAAUUUUCGAAUUCCUUUUGAAUCUACCUUUUUAUUAAAGAAUUCAUUACUUCCAAAACAACCGGAAAAAGAUAAAAAAGAGGAAAUUAAAAUUGAAAUGGGAUCAUUUGAAAUUAUUCACUGGGCUGCUUAUUUUUCAUCUAAAUCAGAAGGUAGUAAUGAUGGUGAUGAUAAUAUAUCAUUAAAUUAUUUUGAUAAAAGUAUUUUUGAAGCUAUGCAAGUUGUUAGUGCUGGAGUAUUUAGUUCAACGAUUGUUACUAUAAAAAAACCUUAUGAACUUCUGGAUUAUAUAAUAAGUGUUACUAAAGAAAAUGAUGAUGACAGGAAAAGAGAAUUUUUUUGGUAUCAUUUACUUGAAAGAUUACGUGUUGCAUUGUGGGAAUUUGAUCCAUAUUGCCAGGGAUUAAAGAGUAUCGUUAGUGAACCAUUAGUUAUUCAAACACAAGAUAAUCAUAUCAUGAAAAGUGAAAUGGCAAGAUUUUUAUCAUUUCAUUCUUGGCCUCAUAAUAAUUUUCCACUUGCAGUACCUAGUUAUAUGGCUCGAUCUGGUUUUUAUCAUUCUAUUCAUAGAGAUGCUGUUGACAGAUGUUUUUGUUUUGCAUGUAACUUAUGUCUUGCUACUUGGGAAGCUAAUGAUGAUCCGAUUCAAGAACAUGAAAGAUAUUCACAAAAAUGUAGUCACUUUAAAAAUGAAUGUCAAUAUAAUAUACCAAUGAAUGUUACUAUUUCAUCAACAGUUGCAAGGCCUAUAUCUGAUAAUCUAAAUAAUGUUAAUUCUAUUGUUGUUGGAACAUCUAAUUCAAUGUCAAAAUAUGUUCCAGUUGGUAUUAAUUAUAAGGAUGAUACAUGUGGAGUUGUUUUACAUAAACCAUAUUCUAUUAUUCCUGGAGAUUUUGUAGAAUUUAAGAUAGGAUUACUUAAUGAUCAAUUUUAUAAAAAACAUCUUAUUGAUAUUGGAAUUGAUAUAAGUAAAUCAUUAAAAUCAAAAAUUACAGCGCUUUGUUUAAUAUCAUAUAAAACACUCAAUGAUAACUCUACGGGUUUAUCUAAAAAAACAUAUUCAAAUGUUUUUUCGGGUCAUUAUAACGAUGGAUCAACUACAUUUUUAGUAGUAGCAUUUCAAGUUAGUGAUGGAAAUAUUACCGAGAAUGUUGUAGUAUCUUAUCGUACUACAUUGCAAAAUGUCUUUCUUCAAAAGAAAAAAAAUAUCAACGAUCGUGAUGUAUGUGCUCCAUUUAAAGUUACAACAAUAACAGUGGAAGAAGCACUUGCUUUUGCUGAUUUUUCUGAAGAUGAUGAUAUGUUUAAAGAUAGUAUGUCAAAUGAUUAUAAUGAAUGUGAUAUAAAUAGUAAAGAAUCAUCAAUAAGAUAUAGUUUUGAAAAUCAAAUAUUUGAACUUGAAGGUUACUUAAAAAUUUCUCAAACAAUUAUUCAUUAUUUGAAAUAUCCAAAUUGUAUUGAAUAUAUUAUUGGUGAUUCUGAAUUUAAAAAUAUUUUUUUCAUUGUAAAUAAUUAUGUAACAAAAACAAGUGCCAUUAUAUCAUUCAAAGUCAACCAUUCUUGCUUAUGCACAGAAACAUUAAUACCUAAUGGUAUUAUACACAAAGAAAUAUCUGAUGGAACAAUUAAGAAAAUUAUACUUUUAAAUAAAGAUUUUUUUAGAUCUUCGAAACCACCACUUGUUGUUUAUAGUGCAAUAAUUUUAACUAAUGAUGGUAUUUUACAAAUAUGUGAUUUAAAUUCAAAUGAAAAAGCAAUAUUAGGAGUAAAUUUUGAAAGUUUUGCUUUAACAAAAAAUCAAAUUAUUCUUGGAAUUGAUAGAAAUGGUGAAGCAAUGUCAUUUCAAUUUGAAAAAUCAGUACCAGAUGAUUUUGUUAACGAAGUGGAUACAAAAAUUUUGUUUAAACUUGUUUCUGAUACAAAUUUAACAUUAGAUAAAAUGAAAGAAUAUCUAAAAGACACUUUAGCAUAUAAACAACUUAAUAAUGAAAAUGUUUGUAAAAUAUGGCAACUUAUUCAAAUGCAACCAAUUUUAUUUGAUCAAAAUUGUUCCCAAUUGAUUUAUAAUAAAGUUGGUGAACUUGUUAAAAAAGAAGGAAAUGUAGGAACUUAUAGUCAAUAUAGAAUUCAAGUACCACCAAUAUGGAAAAUUAAUAGUGAUCACAAAUUUUCCAUGUUAACAGGACCUGCAUCUUCAAAUAAAGAUUACAUGAAAUGUUUUGCAAUGAAAUCAUUUAAUAUUGAUCCUACUGUUAGUAUUGAGGAUGAUUUAUAUUGUCAAGUUUAUCAGAUUUCUUUUACCAGUGGAAGUUCUUUUUCACAUAUUAAUAUUGUAUUUAAACUUGCUGAUAUUAAUAUGCCUUUACCACAAAUGAAACUUAGUAUAAUGAAAUUAAAAGAAGGUGAAAAAUCUUCUUCUUUGUUAGAAUAUUUUGAUGAAACAAAUACUAGAGUUUUGAGAAAAAAUAUGGAAUCAUUUAAAAGUCAUCUUUUACCAGUAUCUAACAAAGAUAGUUUCUUUAAUUUGCUUGAUUACUCUGAUAUUGAUCAAGGUAAUAUUCUUUGUCAGGUUGGAUAUCAAGAUCUUUUUGAAAGAAUUUUAGCAGAUACCUGUGAUUAUGAUUAUAAUAAUGAAGUUAUUGUAAAACCUGGAGGUGUCACAACUUUUUAUUUUAUUCUGGAAUUUGUACCUUCAGAAUUUUCAUCUCUUAGCAGAUAUCAAAAAUUAUUAUCAAAAGAAAAUUCUGUUUUUAAUAUGCAUACAUUGUUUCAUAGUUCAAAAAAUAAAAGAUUAUUAAAUAAAUCUACAAAAUCAAAUAAAUGUGAUGUAAGUGGAAUAAAAACAUCACGUGAAGGAUACGAAAUUUUAAAUGGUGAUCAUUUAAAACUUGCAGUAAUUAAAGAAAUAUCAUUUUUUAUUUGUGAUUUUGAUCGUAAUAAUAUUGAAAUGCCAAAAAUACAACGAUAUGCAUUGUUAACAAGUACAGAAUGUCAUAUUAAUUUACUUAACAUUGCUUUUGGAAGAUUUCCUCUUAAUUUUACAAAUGAAUCUUUUACAAUAAAUGAAAUGAGACAAACAUCUAUAAAAGCAAUUGAAAUUCUUAACUGGAUAUUAGGAGUUAAUUCAAUUCAAGUUCAACUUUCUAUUGUUAAUAAAUUUUUAUUUUUGUCUCAAAAUGAUAUUUUUAUAAUGGAUAUUAUAGAGUAUGGAUUUGUACAUUCUACAAAAGAUUUAUCAUAUAAUAUCAUUUUAUUAUUAACAAAACUUAUGAAUUCUUCUAAAUGUGAUUUAAAUUGUUAUUCUGAAUAUUGGAAAACAAUGAUUACAAUUGUAACUAAAGUUAUUCCUCAUUUACAAAAUUUUGAUCAUUCUAGUUCAUUUUAUAAUUUAAUAAUAUUUUUAACAACAUUACUAGAUCGAACAAGUGACUUUAUGAAUGAUACAACAAAUAUUGCACUUUGUAAUGAAACAAUAAUGAAAUAUUGUUCUAUAUUAAAAAAAUUAAGUGAUGUUUAUAAUCAAAAACGUCAAAAAGCUAAGUUUUUAACAGAAUUAGAAACAAUAUCGUAUCCUGGUGAUUUGUUUGAACUUGAAAUGUUUGAUUGGCCAAAAACGAUAAUAAAAGUCAAAAGUUAUUUAAAUUGUGAAUCAAACAGAGAAUCACAUAAUAUUAUUGAAAAGAAUAGAAAAUAUAAUAAUAAACAUAUUAAUCCAGAAAUACCAACUCCUGAUUCACUUACAAAUGCAGCUAGUAAUACAAGUCAAACUAAUUAUAAUAUUCUUAUUGAACAAUAUAAAGCUGCACAAUCUGGUGAUUCUAUUUAUAAGGAUUUAAAAUAUGUAUUAGAUGCAACAGAAAAAAUUAAUAACAAAAAUUAUGAUCAAACUAAAAUUUAUCCUAAUCCAAUUAGUGAAGAAAACAUGAAUAGAUUUAAAACUACUGUUCCUGAAUUUUUUUUAUCUAGAUUUCAACAUAGAUUAGGAGGAAAUUCUCAAUCAACAAAAGAAGAUUAUAUUCGUUUUUUUAAUUUUGAUUUUCUUAUACAAAAUGGUAAUAUAAGAAAUGGAAAUUCUGAUGCAAAAAAUUUUAUAUAUGGUAAUACUGAUGAAUGGUUAAGUAUAUGUGAUGAUAUGAAUUGUUAUGUAAGUACAGGAGAAAUCAGAAGUGUUUCAUAUAUUAAUACAAAAAAAUGGUUUGAAUUGUUAGAUUAUAAAAUUAUUAAUGGAACUCAAACAUUUAAUAAUUCUUCUAUUUCUGAUACUUCAUCUGAUUCUAAAAAUAAUCAAUUAAAACCUCAAAAAAAACAUGGUAUGUCUGCACCUUUUCCUCCAGUUGCUGUAAUGGAAUCUUUUGGUUCAUCUAUACCUAAUUUUAUAGAAUCAAAAGUAAAUAUAAAUAAUAGUAUGGGAAAAGAAUCAAAUAAUGUUAAUGAUUGUUUUGAGCGUGAUGUAAUUAUUGAUCCAACAUUUUUAAAUGGUAUUUUAGAAAGUGAACCAUUAAUUUUUAAAAUUGUUGAAACUACUGGACAUGUAAAAGUUUUUGGAUCAUCAAUGACAUCAGAAAAAAAUAGACAAGGACAAGAAACAGAUUGGAUAAAUAAAAAAUUUACUUUAAGUCUUCAAUCUGCAAUUCAAGUACCUGUUCCAGAACUUGUUACUAUGGAUAGAUUAACUGUUGGUUCUAAAAAAACUAUUCUUAUUAAUUUUGGAACACCUGUAUAUUUAACUCAUAUUAUUAUUCCUUCAAAUAAUGCUAUUGGAAGUAUUGAUAUUCUUGGUCAAUUUAAUGAAGAAUCACCAAAUGAAAUUAUUGGAAGUUCUAAUACAUUUUCUAAAAGAUCUUUAAUACUUAAUAAUAUAAAUCUUAAGUCACCUGUUCAAUUUGUAACACUUGUUUUACGUGUUAAAAAUUUUGUAAAAGAAGCUAGUAUUUUUUGUCUUGGAAAUUUUUAUGGACAUAGACAUUUAAGUUGUACAGAUAUAUAUGACUUAAAAAGUUUAAUUCAAUUACGUGAAAAUUUAGAAGCUAGUUUUAGAUAUUUAGAAAAAGAAAUUGAACUUUCAAUUGGAUGUCUUGAAAAUGAUGAUGAAGAACAAAAUUCUUUAUUAAAAAAUUUAGAAAAUUGUCAUAUGAAAAAAUUAAAAUGGAAUAUUGUAAAUGGAAUUAUAAAUAGAAUAUUGGAAUCAAAUACAAUUUCACAGUUAGAAAUUGUUGAAAAACAAAAUUAUGCUAAAAAUUUAUUUAAUUCUAAAAAUUUUACAUUUUAUGAUUGUACUUUAGGACGUGUUCAAGCAUAUCUCGAAAGUAUUUCAGUAUUUUUAUUAGAAGUAUCACAAAAUCUAUCAAUAAGAUCUUUAGUAUCUACUACACGUAUUGGAGACAAUUUUGGUUUAAAAAAAAAUGCUCAGCUAGUAAAUGAUAUUGUUGAAAAAUUAUUUGAUCUUGAAUCAGCUGUUUCUAUAUUUGGUAGUGUUGUUAUUUUUGGCAAUGCUGAAACACGAGUAAAAUUAAUAAGCCUUUUGUUUCAAACAUGUUAUUCAAAAUCUUGGUGGCCACAAUUUUUUACAUCUGUUCUUAAAAAAUUUUAUACUUAUUUUCAAUAUAAAACUGAUGAUGAUUUUUUUAUGAUGUUCUCAUUUUUACUUCAUAGUACUGUAAAAUUUCCUGCUUUAUAUGGAUCAACAAUGAAAGAAUUAUUAACCUUUUUAGUAUCACAAUGUGUUGAAAAGAAUUUAUAUAAAAAUCAUCAAUUAAUUACAUGGACAUUAACUUUAUGUUCAACUGCAUUUGAUGUUGUUGUGGUAAAUAAAAGAAAAUCUGAUAGAUGGAGUUUUAUUUCUGGUGAUUUUGCAAUUUCUACAUUAUCUCCUAAAACAUCUUUAAAUGUAUCAGAAACAAAAGAUUUUAAUAUAUCGCCUACAAGUUCCCAAAAUAUAAUAAAUAACAAAAAAAAUGGUAUAUCAAUGACAACAAAUCAAAAUCCACCACAAAAUACAGUAGCAAUUACAUUUCCUCCUUCAACUGUUCCACCUCCACUUCAAUUUAGUUUAAUUACUCAUGGUGGAAUGCCAUUACCACCACAUGUAUUUUCUUCAUUAAGUGUACCAUCAUCAACAAUAGCUCAGUCACUAGGUGAUAUGUUAACAUCAUCACCAACUUCUUCUCAACCAUAUUUAGGUACUUUUAUGGUUCAACAACAAUUUAAUCUUGGACAAAUGUUGUCAAAUAAAGUUUUUCAUAAUUCUCAAAAUAUUCAAAAUAGUAUAAAAUUUAAUAUUCAUCAACAUAAAAAAGAUAUUUCAAGUAGUAAAACUCGACAAUAUUCAGCACGCCUAAAAAUUCCAUUUGACUUUUGUAAAGAAAUUGUUAAUACAUUAACAAAUCUUCUUCUUGAAAUUCAUAAUGAUUCAAAUUCUGAUUUACCACUUGUUACAAAACUUCUUUUAUGUAAAAUAAUUUCUAAAGUUUGUAAUCAUGGAGGAAUGCAUCCACUUCCUUUGACACUUGUUAUUAAAGAAAAAACAUAUAAUUUAAUAUCAUUAAUGAUUGAUACUACAACACAAUAUUGGCUUAAACAUGCAUUACAAUGUCUUUUUUUUGAUUCUAUUGAUGCUGAAUUUAGGCAACAAAUAAAAAAUAUUCUUUCAUCAUAUACAAAAUUUGAAAAAAUGAAUGAAUUUAAAGAAGGAACAAAUGAUUUUUAUACAGCUAUAAUUAGUGAUGUAAAAAAACAUAUUUUAAUAUUAAAUGAUUGUCAAAAAAUUGGUUAUGAUAUGACACCAAUUACUAUUGAAUCAUUAGAAGAUAUAAUGAAAUUACAUACAUCUGUCACUAAUCGUGAACAUUUAUCACUUGGUGAAAGAUUAAAUUAUAUAUUGGAAGGUCAAGUUUCACAUGACAAACUUCCUCAACUUAAAUAUGAUUGUGUUGAAAUUGAUUAUGAUUCAAAUCUUAAAAUAAACAUAGAAAAUAUGGAAGCACCAUCACAUACAGCUGUAGCAUCUAGAAUGGAAAGAUCAAAAUGGGGUUUUUCAACUCCACAUGAUAUAUUUUCAAUGGCAAAUUUUGAUUCACAAAAUAAAGAAUUAUUAUAUGAACAUUUAAUGAUUCUUAUGUAUUUGUUAAGACCAUCAGAUCAAAAAAUUUGUACUAUACCAUCUUCUUUACGUGUUACAAUUUUAACAGCUUUUGUUGGAAAAUUUUUAAAGAAAAAACUUCUUAAAGAAGAAUCAAUGAUUUAUAUUUUUAGAUGGAUAGAUGUAUUAAGAAUUAUUGAAAGACAAUUUGCAUUUACAGCAAAAUCUGAAAAAGAAUAUUUAUCUUUUAUGGUUAUAGAAAUGGGAUAUAUGGAUAAUGAUGAUUAUAAACUUGAUAUAGAAUUUUCAACUCAAUCACGAGCUGCAUUGUCUGCUCUUAGUUCUUUUGAAGGAAUAUAUUUUGGUAGAAAUAAAGGUGGAAGUGUUGAAACUAAUAGUGUUUCUUUAUCAUAUGUAUCAAAAAAUGCUUCUGAAAAAGAUAUUAUGGAAAUAGCUAAUAAAGAUUAUAUAUCAGGUGUAGAUAAUGUUAUUGAUAAUGCUGAAAAAUCUGAUCAAGCUGAUGAUUCAAGUCCUGAUGAAGAUGAAAGUUUAUCAGAGUCUAAAAAAAAUAAGUUAGAUAUUCAAACUAGUGAAGAUAAUAAUGAAUCUUUAUUAGAUGAUGUUGUUAUUGAAACAGAAUGUGGAUUAACAUUUAAUAAUUUUAAAGAAAAUCAACUUAAAAAGUAUGAAAUACAAUUAAAUGAUCAAAGACAACGUUUUAUUCAUUUACUUAGUACAGAAAAUAUUAAAAGAAGUGGAUUAAAAGUAUUAAUUGAAAUGAUGAAUGAAUUUAUAGAUAAUAUAACUGAAGAUUUAAAAAAUAUUGUUGAUACAGAAGUUUUGGCUUCUUAUAUUUUUACCAAUCAAGCUUUAGAAUCUGAUAGAAUUGGUAAUUGUUUACAAGCAGUUAUAAAUUUGCACAAAAAAAUUUGGGCCAAAGAUUCUUUGAUAAUGCCAUAUUUACCUGCUAAUCAAAGUUAUGUUUAUUAUAGAUUUUCUCAAUCUACUGAUGUUAAUUUGAAAUCUGAUAUUAUAUAUAAUGAAAUUAUAUUAAAAGAAUGUCUUGGAAAAUGGUGUAAUAUUGCUAAUUUACCUUUAGAAAAACAGCAACAUACUGAAUAUGAAGAUUCAAUAUCUAAAAAAUUUAUGGGUAUUACAAUGUAUACUAUUAUCAAUAUUUUUAAUUGUUUAAUUUCUGAUUUUAAUUGUGUUAUUGAAAAUUACAAUUUGGCAAAAAAUAUAUUGAUUACUUUCUUUGAUAUUCUUGGUAAUGUUAGAACUAAAUUAAAUUCAAUUAUUUCUCAACAUGGUAAAGCUAAAUUUUUUUAUGAAGAUAUUUGUCUUAGUGAAUCUGCUGUUGAAACAUUAAUUAGUUUAAAAAAAUUUUGGUUUAAUUUUGAUACCAUUGAUAUAUCACAUGAAGCUAUAAGACUUAUAGAACUUUCAUGCUUAGCUAGUUCAAAAAUUACAGGGAAACUUAUUAAUUCAGAAUAUUUUGAAGAAUUUUUUAUUUCAUAUUUCAAUUCUCAACUUGAUAAUAAUACUAAUCUUGGAGCUGCAUUUUUUGCUCCUGUUAGAGAUUUAUUAAUUACAUUAUCACGUGAUGAAUCAAAUUUUUCUACUUUUAGAACUAAAAUUUUGAAUGUUAUAAGUUAUUUAUUAAAAGAAAAAUAUAAUAUUUUAAAAAAGAAUGCUUUUGUAAUGAAUCACAUUACAAAUAUAAUGAUGAAGAUAAAUUUUCAAGAAAUGUCAUUUUCUGAACAACAUAAACAUUAUUUUAAUAUUUUAGAACCAAUUCUUAAUGGAAUAUUAUCUCUUGUUAAAAAUCGUAAAAUUUUUAAUGAAAAUGACAAUAAAUUUUUUGAUAUAUUUGAAUUAGAUGGUUUUCAAAAAAGGCCAACUAUUCCUCCUAAUAAAUGUUUUACUCAAGUAAUGGAUAAUGAUAUAUGUUUAGAGGGAGAUUGUAAUGGAAAAAAAUAUAAUAAUGGUAAAAUAAAUCCUCUUAUAAAUGAUGGAUUUACUAAAAUUAAACAAAAAAAAAAUGAUAACAAAAAUGAUGUAGAUAAUAAUUUAUUACCAACAAUUAGUGCUUUUUUACCAGGUGAUACUGCUCAAUUUUUACAUGAAAAUUAUAUGUCUUUAACUUGUAAACAUGAAAAUACAAAAAGAGAUGAAAAUAUAGGAAAUGAAAGUGAUUCUCAUUUAGAACAUUUUUUAUUUACUAUGAUUCAAGAUUUAAGUAAUACAUUAAAAUAUAAAAAUUAUGCUGAAUAUUUUCUUAAUGAAAAAUUAGAUUUAUUAUAUAAGAUGCUUGAUAUCUUGUCAUAUUGUGAUUGUGACAAAGCUAUAAAUUUUGAAUCACUUGAAUCUGUUCAAUUAGCUUUAAUUUCAUUUGGAGAUUAUAUUUAUGAUAUAUUAUCAAAAUUAACUAAUUUUAGCAGUUACUUAAUAAGUGGAAAUUCAAGCAAAUUUGUUGAACCAUUUAUAUUUUAUUUAAAUAGAAAUAAUAGAAAUUCAUUAAAAAAUAUAAGUUCAUAUGAAUUAUUAAAUUUAGAUAAAAGAAAAGAUUUUAUUGGUAUGUCAAAACCACUACAAUUUGCCUAUCAAUUAAUGUUAAAAAAUGUUGAAUAUAAAAAAUGUUUUACUGAUUUAAAAGGUGUUGAUUUAAUUGCUGAUCAAAUAAAUAGAUAUGUUAAUUCAUCUUUACAAUCAUUUAUAGCAUCAUCACCAUCAACAGAAUUAUUUGGACAACUUCAAAAACUUACAAAUACUGUAACUGGAAUGGAAGAAAAAAUAUCAAUAGCUAAAGGAAAAAAUUAUUUUGAUCGUGAAGUAAAUUAUGCACCAUUAUCUAAUAUAACUGGUUCAAUGAGAAAUCUUAAUAGUAGUAUUUAUGGUGUUAUGUCACAUGUUCCAGGAAAUGCUAAAAGAACUAGAGCUAUUAAUUGGACAUAUAAUUUUGGUUCAGAAGAAGCUCAUUGUCAUCUUACAUUUACUUUUCCUCAUCAAAUUUUACUUAAAGAUAUUCAAAUUAAAUUUGCUAUACCAUAUCAUUGUAAUGGUAUUGGAAUUCAAGCAAUGUUUGCAACAGAACCAUCAUUAUCAUCAUGGAGAGGUAAUUUUAAUCCACAAAAAGUUGUUGGUAAAGGAAAAAUGGAUAUUAAAUUUAAUGUAAGUACAUUUCCUGUUAAUGCAGUAAGAUUAUAUUUUCAAAAACCUAUUGAUAAUUCAUCAUUAUCAAUAUCUCAAAUUAUUAUUAAUGGAUAUCCAGCUAUAGAUAAUCUUGUAUUUAAAUUUAAAUAUGAACGUGAUUUUAUAAAUUGGCUUGAUAUUUUAAGUAAAACAUUUACUGAUGAUGUGAAUGUAUGGAGUCAAUAUGAAAAAUUAUCACAUUCAUUUAUUAAAUAUUUUAUGGUAUAUGGUGGUGGUGAAGAGGUACAAAAACAUUUAAAUAAAAUAUUUUUACAUUAUGAUCAACAAAAAAAAUCAUUAUCAUGUAGUUCUGUGAGUCUUAUUAUUCAAUAUCUUCAAGAAGAAAAUUAUGUUAAUCCUGAUUGUUUGGAAUUUCUUGCUGAAGCAAUAUCACAAUCUUGUACAAUUGUCAAACAAGGACCAAAUAGAAAAUUACCUAUUCAUUUACUUCAUUCAUAUACAGUUGCAAGACAAAAAAUUUAUUUAGAAACAAUUUCUUCUAUUAUUAAUAAAGUACUUAUUUCACCAAAAAAUGGUUUUGGUAAUUAUUUAGAUUCAACAUUAAUAUGGAUUGCUUCUUGUAUUGUUUGGCAAAAUUCUAAUGAUAAUUUAAUGAAACAUGAUACAGCAGCAACAUGUAUUGAAAUUGAAUCAUGUCAAAGUUCUAUUACAGAAGCUUUUGCAUGGUUAAUGUGUUCAUUUGUCAAAGCAACAUCUUUAUUAUUUCCAUCUAUUUUAGAAGCAUUUGGUUAUAAUAAUGAAAAAAAUAAUAUUAUGGAAAUUAGUACAAGUUCAUUUUUAUAUUAUCUUCAACAUAUUGGACAAUCAGGAACAGCAAUUGAAUUAUUAAAAGAAAAAGGUAUACUUAAUCAAUAUCUUGAAGUUAUUUAUCAAAUUUGUACAAAACCAUCAAAAGAUAAAAUGGUUACUUUUUAUAAUAUUAUUAAUUUUUUGUCAAAAAUUUCUUAUGUUGGUGCAGCAUGUGAAUAUUUAGAUCAUUAUAAACCAACUAGUUUUAUUAUUCCAUUAUUAACAUUUAUGUCUUCUGAAAGUUUUGAUGAUUAUGUUAAAAAAACAACAUUUACUGUUUCAGAAAUUACUGAUAGAGUAAUUGAUUUAAUGAAUAAUUUAACAUCAUAUGGUGGUAAUCAUCGUGCUAAAAUUGCAGAAGCUGUUACAGAAAUUCUUGUACAAUCAAAAAGAAAAAGUUUAACAAGUGCAGCUAAACAACUUGUUUAUAGAAUUGUUUUAGAUGAAGAAAGAAUAUAUGUUAAAAUUUCAUUAGAUCAAGAAGUUGCUAAUAAUUUUAGACGUGAUAAUUCAAAAAUUAUUAUGAGACAUCCAUUAUUUGGAUGUGAUAGAAAUUCUAUGUUAUGUAGAGCAUCACUUUAUUCACCAAUUAAUCAUUUAAUGGAAGAUUUAUCAAAAGAACUUGAACUUAAUGAUAGAGAAUCUUCUAAUAAUUGUAAAGGAUUAAAAUUUGAUAAAUCAUUAAUUCCUUAUACUGAUUGGGCACAAGAUCUUUUUGAAGAUGUUCCUGGUUUUUAUUCAUCAUUAGUAAAAAAUAAACAAGAAGAAGAAUUAGUUAAAAAAGAAAAUGAAAUAGAAAAUUAUUUUCUUGAAAAUUAUGGUUUAUAUUUAGAUCAAUGUUUUAUAAAAGAUAAUCUUUCAAAUGAUUGGACAAUAGGACAAAUUAUUGAUGCUUUAAGAUGUGAUGCUAGAGAUAUAUCAAAAUUAAAUGAUAAAAGUAAUAAUUUCUUAGAUACAACAACAACAAUGGAAGAUAUUUCUCAUGAUGAAUCAGAUGCAAUGUCUGAAUCAAGUUUUAGUACUACAUCAAGAUCAUGUAUUUCACCAUCAUUAUUAAAUAAUUCUAUUUGUAAUUUUGGAUAUUCUAUUCAUGGUGGUGAUAGAGCUGAUGGUUUCUUUUCAUUAUUUGUUAAUUGUUCAAAUGUUACUAUGAAAAUUAAAAAAUCUGAUGAUAUUAAUAAUGAUAAUUCAAAUUUAAAAUUUGUUGUUGAAUCAAAUUCACCAUCAAAAUCAACAUUAAUGCAUUUUGCUAGAAAUGGUGGUUUACGUCUUAUGUCUGAAUAUAUAAAAAAUACUUCAGAAAGUUAUAAUCAUAUUUGUAAAAUAGCAGAAAAUGUUCGUAAAAUAAUAUCUAAAUCAAGUAAUUUAUGUAAUUUAUUUUCAAAUGAUUCAAAAUUAAAUAGAAAAAGAGCUCAUGGUAAAAAAUAUGAAUUGAAUAGUGGUAAAUUAUCUGAACAUGGAACAAUGGAUACUAUUUGUCAUAUGCAAAAUCAAUUAUUAAAAGUUAAUUUAAAUAAAAAUUCAUAUAUAAAUGAAAUUUCAAAUGGUGGUUUAAAAAAUGAUUUUAGUUCUGAAUUUCCAGAAAUUUUUGAUACUUCUACAUUUAUUGAAGAUAUGAAAUCUACUAAAGAAAAUGAUAAUAAUAAAGGAAAUGAUUAUUAUGGUUUAACAGCAUUAUUUAAUGAUAUGAAAACAAUAUCUGUUGUAAAUGAUCAACAAAUUCCUUUAUAUGUAAUGAUUGCUUUUAAUACAUUUUUAAAAUUACAAGGAUAUGCUGAAGCAUUAGUUAAUCAAAAUCGUGAUAUGUCAGUUUAUUUGAUUAAAAUUUUACUUGGAAUAUGUAGUACAGAUGAAGAUAUUGAUAAAGAAGCUUUAACUAUUUUACCAUUUAAAGUUCUUGAAACUCUUUUUGGUAGAAUAAAUACAGAUAAAGGUCAAGAAAAUGAAGCAUUAUCGUUAAGACAUGAAGCAAUAAAUAGUGGAGUUUGUGAUAUUGUUUUUAUUAUGCUUUCUCAUUAUUCUCAUCUUAAAGGAAAAUUUAAAGAUUUAAGAACAAAUCAAAUGAAAAAAGCAGAUGAAGCUGUUAUAAAUAUAAAUUCUCUUAUUAUAUUUCAUCAACAAUAUGAAGAAUUUAAACUUUCUGAAGUACAAGCUAAAAGUGCAUCUAAUUCUAAUAGACAUAAAGAAAAUUAUUUUAUGUAUAGUGGAUCUGAAAAUAAAAAAGAUAAUGAUUCUUAUUGGGCUAAAGGUACAGGUUAUGGACAUGGUACUACUAAUCAACAUUGGAAUGUAAAAGAAUAUUUUAAUAAAAAAAAAAGUGAAGAAAAAAUUGUUGCUUGUAUGUUUGAUAUAUUAUCAAGUUUUAUGACUAUAAAAAGUGAAAUUUUUGAUGACGAUAAAAUUCGUUCAAGAGCUUCAUCAAGACUUUCAAGAUCAAGAAAUAAUACUUUAAAUAGUGGAAUUGCUACAAGUAUUGAAGAUUUUACUUCAAUGAGUAUUUCAAGGCAUUCUUUAUCUGAACGUAGUGAUAUUAAUGAACAUAUUAUGGAUGUACAAAUAAAAAGUAAUACUAAAUAUUUUAUUUCAUUAGAAUUUUUAAUAAUGGCAUUUAGAUCAUCAUUAUCUAAUAAUAUUAAAAAUUAUCUUUCUAAUGAUUCAGUUAUGGAUAUUGCUAAACAUAUUGUUGUAUAUGAAUCUUUAAUUGAAUUACUUUCUACAAUGGUUUGUUGUGAAUCAAUUCAAUGUUCAUAUUUAGAAUUAUUUAAUGAAGAUGAAAAAGAAAAUUUAUCAAAAUAUCAUUUAGAAAGUACUGGAACAACAUUAGAAUUAAUUAAAAUUUUACUUAAUUUUAAUAAAGAAGGUUUUACAAUAUUUACUCAUUUUAACAAUAUUUAUGAUAGUAUAAAAUCAUAUACAAGUAAUCUUAAAAAUAUAGUAACAGUUACAAAGAAAGAUAUAAAAUAUGGUAAUGAUAAUAAUAUAUCAACAGUUAAAACUGAAGCAGAUGAAAUUUGUGAAAAUGAAAGUACUACUGAUCAAUCAAAUGAUGAAGAAAUAAGUGAAACAACUUUAACUAAUUUAUUAGGACAUAUGGAAACAUUAUUUAUAUCAUUAAAAUCAAAAAUAUAUGAUGAUAUAGAAUUAUAUAAUAAAAAUGACAAAAAAGAAACUAUUUCAAUUGAAGAUUUAUAUAUUGAUGAAUUAAAAAAAUAUCAAUUUUUACCAAUAUCUUAUAUGGAUGAAAAUGAACGUUUUAUUAUACCAUAUUUUUAUGUACAAAAUGUUACACAUAAUGGUGGUGGACAAACAGCUUCUAGAACAAGAAUGCGACGAAUAGCACAAGAAAUGUUAACUUUAAAAAAUUCAUUACCUUUAUCAUUUGGAAGUUCUAUUUUUAUUAAAACAUGUGAAGAAAGAUUAGAUGUAUUGAAAGCAUUAAUAACUGGUCCAAAAGAUACACCAUAUGAAAAUGGAUGUUUUGAAUUUGAUAUUUAUUUUCCAAAUGAUUAUCCAAAUAGUCCUGUACAAGUUAAACUUUUAACUACGGGUGGUGGUUCUGUUAGAUUUAAUCCAAACUUGUAUCAAGACGGUAAAGUUUGCCUUUCUAUUUUAAAUACUUGGCAUGGAAGACCUGAAGAAAGAUGGAAUUCAGAGACUAGUUCUCUUCUUCAAGUUCUUGUUAGUAUUCAAUCAUUAAUUCUUGUUUCUGAUCCAUAUUUUAAUGAACCUGGUUAUGAACGUUCACGAAAUACUGAUAAUGGAAAAGCUGCAUCAUUUGAUUAUGAUUUAAAUAUUAUGCAUAAUGUAAUUAGAUGGGCUAUGUAUGAUAUGAUAAAAAAUCCUUCAAUUGCAUUUAAAGAUGUUAUUUUACGUCAUUUUUCUAUUAAAAAACAAGAAAUUAAAGAACAACUGGAUAAAUGGAUUAGUUUUGCAGAGGCAGGACAAAUUACAAAUAAUGGACUUUCAAAACAAACAAUACCUCAAUCCAUCAAACUAUUGAAACAAAAUAGAGAUCUUUUUAUUAAAACAAUUGAAACAUUACCUGAUUUAGAUGAAUUAAAUUCUUCUGAAAAAAAUGAAUCUUCUUCAAAAAUUACUGAAACUACAGAAAAUGAAAAAUUGAUUUAUAUCUAA
Strongyloides ratti is the source of this 15498-nucleotide messenger RNA. Its product is annotated as Ubiquitin-conjugating enzyme, E2 domain and Baculoviral inhibition of apoptosis protein repeat domain and Ubiquitin-conjugating enzyme/RWD-like domain-containing protein. Gene Ontology annotation, cellular component: nucleus. Gene Ontology annotation, molecular function: cysteine-type endopeptidase inhibitor activity; ubiquitin conjugating enzyme activity. The transcript has 4 exons. The coding region runs from base 1 to 15498 and encodes 5165 amino acids. Gene Ontology annotation, biological process: negative regulation of apoptotic process. NCBI's taxonomy places the organism in Eukaryota, Metazoa, Nematoda, Chromadorea, Rhabditida, Strongyloididae. The record is from RefSeq and is a predicted model, not a curated record.